AAAGAGAAAGAGAGAGACACUAAACAGGUGUUGGGUUCCCGCGUGCAGCGCGGCAACAGGCCUCCGCGGACACAUUCGCCGCGAAUGUUGAGUGCGCCCUAUGGAUGGUUUAUUAACCGAUUGAAGCACCAGUGCUGGAAGAAAAGAGACGCCUUCUUGGACGGCCAACGUGCGGCCUGCGUCGAGCAGCGGGAGUCACCGAACAGAUUUGUUGUGCCGAGUGACGGAGCCGCCUGGGCGGCGUCGCAUGGCAAGUGCGCUACGCUCGGAGCGGCAGCGGCUUGCAGCUGCGCCAGACACGUCCGCCGCCGUUGCCGUGGUCGCUGCCUGGUGAAUAUGACCUGAAAGUGUGACAGCACAGCGUCCGGUUAGCAGGGGCAGCCAUGGUGCCGUACAGUCGCGCCGCCACGGGCGACGUCCCAGCUGGCCCGGCCCCCACCAGCUGGCCCACGGUGCUGGCCAGUGGGUGGCUGUUCUUCUUCGCCUCGGCGCUGUUCCGCUCGUACGGCCUGCUCUACCUGCACCUGGUGCGCAGCGUGCACGUGACUCGGGCUGCUGCCUCGCUGCCCAUCGCCUUCAUCGCAGCCGCAGCGGGAGUAUCCAGUGUGCUGUCUACCGUGCUGCAUAAGCGAAUUCCUGUGAUAGUCUCAAACCUGUGCUGCUGCCUGGUGUGCGGAGCGGCGCUCUGUUUCCCUUACAUCAUGGAGACAGCGCCAGGCCUGGCAUUGGCUGGAAUCCUAUACGGUCUGGGACUGGGCCCCAUUGAAUGGCGCAGCCAGAUGCUGAUCAAGAAAUGCUUCAUGAAGGACCGGAUUCUCGCCCUAGGCGUGGCUUCCCUGGGCGUCUCGUUUGCCGGCAUCGUGUUCCCGUGGCUCCUACAACACCUCUUACGGGAGUACACAACUCCGGGCGCCUGCCUACUGUUAGGUGCCGUCACAAUGAACGGCUGUAUCGGGAUACUGCUACAGAAACUGACCGCGCCGCGCGGCGCGAUUUCCUGUGGUCGCGGCGUGCUUCCGUCCGCAACAGCCGUCGAGAACGGCAGCGUGGAGAUGUCAGCCGUGCGCAAACGGUACAGCGUCACAAUCGACGACAACCCUAGACAGGCCGGCUCACUUCCCAGGCUUAGCAGUAAGCGCGAUCGCGGAUCUGCUCCCGAGGGACUGGACCGCGCUGCCGGCGGUGCCAACUCGCACCAGAAGCUCAGAUCUGUCAGCAGCAGCAACAUUGCGGAGGACAAAGCCAACCAGAAGCCGGCGGACUCGAUCAGGGACGGUUUCGGCCUGCACCAGCUCGCCGACGGGGGCGCGUUUUCGCAGGACUCCAUUUACGAGGACUGCCAGUCCGACUUCGACCCUUGCGAGCUGGAGGGCCUUCCCACGUUCAAGCGGCGCAGACUUCUGACCGAGAAUUCGGAUACGUAUCUCUCCUGCUAUUCCGUCCUAGACCCUUCGUUAUACGACGUAGUUGAGACGAAGGACACCGGCGAAGUGACUAUCCACAGGAGGUCGGUUUCCUCAGAGAGCAUCGUAAUCGUUCCUGUGCAGGCCAAGUUUCAAGGACCGCUUAAAGAACGGCUGCGGCUGUUCCUAAAACCGGCAAGGGUGCUGCUAAAAAACGGCAUGUUUUACAUCUGCGGCCUUAGCUUCGUACUCUUGUACAUCAUCAACAUAGUCUACAACAGCACCCUUCUGGACUUUGCCGUGGACAAAGGAGUGAGUGCCGACACUGCUGUGUCCCUGAUAAGUGUCUUCUCUGUGGCUGAUCUCGUUGCCCGGCUCGCCACUUCGGCGGUCAUGAACUGCGAGAUGGGAUCCAAGAAGAUCCUCAUGAUCUGGAUUCAGGCCUCCAGCGGCGUCCUCAUGCUUGCAGCGCCCUACCUGGUCGGCUACACGGCCGCGCUGGUCGCGGCAAUCUUGCUGGGCUCCAACCUCGGAUCUCUUUACGUGUUGUACGUCAUUAUCUUCGAGGACUACAUCGGACUUAAUCUCGUGUCGUGGGCCUUCGGCAUCUACAGCUUCGCUGUGGCUCUGCUGGCGCUGCUGAUGUUAGCUGUCAUAAGUUAUUGUCGUGACAUUCUGAUGUCGUACGACACCUUCUUUCAAGUGAUGGGCCUCCUCUGCCUGCUGAACGUCUUCUUCUGGGCGUUUGCUGAACCGUUUUUCAAGAAGCAGAGAAGAAGCGCACGAAAGGCUCAGGAGAACAGCCGUCCGCAGUAGCAUAAUGAUCAUUAUCAUCAACACAUCUUCGUCCACAGUAGCAUAAUGAUCAUUAUCAUCAACAUAACUUCUUUUACUCCCCAUCAAGCAGUAGCACCGCAGCACGUGAUUUCAAAACCCUACAAUCGAAGGUGCGCAACUGACCCAACCUUCCAGGUGGACAUCGCACUCAAAGCGACUUGCGCGGCAGUUCAUGCUGUACGGCAGCUCCGCUUUUGCAGACACAUGAUGAGUCAACUAAAGCAAGUUGUUUGGGCUGCUGCGAGUAAAAAGAAAAUGAAAGAAAAAAUGGAGUGUCACCACAUCCCAGUGCAUCAACGUCAUUUCAUGUGAACUGCGUACAAACACUGAGUGCGUGCACACGCAGGAUUCCCAUGGCUUCCAAAAUCACGUCUCUUCAUUCGCCUGCCAACCAUGUAUCGCAGUGCAUUGCACAAGCACUUGCAUGUAAAUAAGUCGCUUGUACUGCACGCAUGCCAGAUGUUUUAACCGGAACCAACGUAGUGAGAUUUUCAGUGUAGAAAGAAGGAUCGUGAGUAAUCACCUAUUGAGGGUAACAUACCUGUAGACUCUGUCAGGCAGAGGGGUAACCAGAUUUUUUUUUUUUUUUCGGGGGAGAGGGAGUUCAAGCAUACACUAUUCAUGUUUGUGCGUGCAUUUCUGUCUUAUACAGAUGCAAAAUUGAAAAAUGUCGGGGAGAGAAGCAUCAACCCACUCCUCCAAACCCUCACCAUGUGGCCACCUCCAGUGUGCCGUCGGGUCUUGAUUGCUUUUUUUUUUUUUCCAGUGAUGAAGUGCAGCUCCGGUAGAUUGGCCUACUGAAUGGUUAUGAUGUUGCGGUGAAGUACCAAUCCACAAAUAAAAAUGAAUUCACUCAGGUCACUACACGGUACGUUUAAGACAUGUCAGAUAAGCUUGUUUGUGAAUGGACUGCAAACAUCUAGAGCUGGUGCUUCCCCUGCAUGUAUAAAUCCAUUGACCUCUUAUGUGCAAUACCUCGUCGAGCACACGGUGACUUGUGUAUGCUAUGCAUGGUGCACGCGUGGCGCAGCCGCAUAUAGUGAAACGCACAAGCCGUUUGUUUUAGAACGGUCUAUAUCGACCCAAGCGUGCACAGAAGUCUUUUAAUAUAGCUAAAGGGAACACGCUGAUAAAACAACGCACUUCAUUGAUAUUACCCAGCAAGCCUUAUCGGCCUAUCGGGACACUAAAGGUAAUAACGAUAAUUCUUAUAAAAGUGAAUUACUCUUAGAAUUUUAAAACUACCACACUUCCCACAAGAAGACUUUUGGUAAGCGAGGAAAGGUGCAAAAUGAAAAUGUAGGUGGUGAUGACACCGUGAAAUCCUCCUACCAAAUGCCGUGACGUCAUAAAUUUUGACUCUGUCUACUAGGUCCUACGUAGUUGCAAAUUAGUAAAAAUGAAGUACAGUGCCCUCUGAGAGGAACGUAGAGUUGACCACAGAGUUGCAGGAUAUUUCUUUGAGCCAAUGUCACCGAAACAGAAGAAAUACACUCUGUGUUACGUCACGCGGCCAGAUAUCAGACCUUGAUUUUCCUCUGUUAAUAAAAUUAUACCAGUGAAAAUAACAACUUUCGAGACCUCACAGAACAAUUUACCAUUAUAAACCGAUUUAUUGUUUCCUUUUUAGUGUUCUUUUAAGGUUAUUUAAUUGUUGUUCCUCCUUUAGAAGCACACAAGCUCCCUGGUAUAAAGCAUGUUGCGUCGUCGAAGUACUACAAUAUUUUCAAACAUUACAAUAUAAAUAAAGCUGUAUUUUCAAACCUAUAAA
Molecule: messenger RNA, 4011 nt
Organism: Rhipicephalus microplus (southern cattle tick)
Lineage: Eukaryota; Metazoa; Arthropoda; Arachnida; Ixodida; Ixodidae
Biological process (GO): transmembrane transport
Molecular function (GO): monocarboxylic acid transmembrane transporter activity
Source: RefSeq, a predicted model, not a curated record